This is a messenger RNA of Cervus elaphus (red deer), 4500 nucleotides long. It is a transcript of the gene ZNF10, whose product is annotated as zinc finger protein 10. Gene Ontology annotation, molecular function: RNA polymerase II cis-regulatory region sequence-specific DNA binding; DNA-binding transcription factor activity, RNA polymerase II-specific. The coding region runs from base 227 to 1942 and encodes 571 amino acids. Gene Ontology annotation, biological process: regulation of transcription by RNA polymerase II. NCBI's taxonomy places the organism in Eukaryota, Metazoa, Chordata, Mammalia, Artiodactyla, Cervidae. The record is from RefSeq and is a predicted model, not a curated record. The transcript is spliced from 5 exons.
GGCUGGGGCACGGCGUGGGCUGCGGGGGCAGGAGCAGGAGGCCGGGCGGAGCCCGCUCUGCAGCCGCCUGCCCUGUGGACCCGCGAGGCGCGGGAGCCCGGCUGUGGGCUAGCUCGCCGAGCCGCUGCCUUUGUGACGGUUCUUUUGCGCCGGCAGGUGCCGAUCGUAGCUUCACUUGCUCGAUAUCUCCUGCUUCUCAGGAAGUUCUGUCAGGAACAAGGAGGGCAUGGAGGCUGAGUUGCUAACUGCCCGGUCCCACACACUGGUGACCUUCAAGGACAUACUUGUGAACUUCACCAGGGAAGAGUGGAAACUGUUGGACACUGCUCAGCAGAUCAUGUACAAAGAUGUGAUGCUGGAAAACUACAGAAACCUGGUGUCUUUAGGGCAUCAGCUUCCCAAACCAGAUGUGAUCCUGCGGUUGGAGAAGGGGGAGGAGCCAUGGCUGGUGGAGAAAGAGAUUCACCAAGAGACCCAUCCAGAUUUGGAAACUCCAGUUGAAAUUAAAUCAACUUUCAGUAAGAGCAUUUCUAAAGAUAAAUACUCCUGUGAUGUUAAAAUGGAAAGAAUGGCAAAGAGUGAUCUCUGGUAUUUGUCACUGGAAGAAGUCUGGACAUGUGGUGGUCAGUUGGACAGGCCCCAGGACAGCCAGGAGAGACAUCUGAGGCAAGUGGCAUUCACCCAAAAGAAAGUACUUCCUCAGGAGAGGGUAUAUGAAAAUAGGAAGUACAGGGGAAACUGUCUUCUGCCUGCUCAACUAGUACUGCAAGAGUAUUUCUAUAAACAUGACUCAAAUCCUAAAAAUUUGAAACACAGUUUGGUUUUCAGUGGUCAUCAGGAAAGCUGUGCAAGCAACAGUAAUGAAUCCAGUCAAACUUUCUGUCAAAACAUCCACCUUAUUCAAUUUGCAAGAACUCAAGCAGGAGAUAAAUCAUACAGAUGCCCUGAUAACAGUUCUCUUACUCAUGGUGCAUCCCUUGGUAUAUCAAAAGGUACUCAUAGAGAAAAACCCUACGAAUGUAAGGAAUGUGGAAAAUUCUUCAGUUGGCGUUCUAAUCUUACCAGGCACCGACUUAUUCAUACUGGAGAAAAACCUUAUGAAUGUAAGGAAUGUGGAAAAUCUUUCAGCCGAAGUUCUCACCUCAUUGGACAUCAAAAGACUCAUACCGGUGAAGAACCCUAUGAGUGUAAAGAAUGUGGGAAAUCCUUCAGCUGGUUCUCUCACCUUGUUACCCAUCAGAGAACUCAUACAGGAGACAAACUGUACACGUGUAAUCAAUGUGGAAAGUCUUUCGUUCACAGCUCUAGGCUUAUUAGGCACCAGAGAACUCACACUGGAGAGAAACCUUAUGAAUGUCCUGAAUGUGGGAAAUCUUUCAGACAGAGCACACAUCUCAUUCUGCAUCAGAGAACUCAUGUUAGAGUGAGGCCCUAUGAAUGCAGUGAAUGUGGGAAGUCUUACAGCCAGAGAUCUCACCUUGUUGUCCACCACAGAACUCACACUGGGCUGAAACCGUUUGAGUGUAAAGACUGUGGAAAAUGCUUCAGUCGAAGCUCUCACCUUUUCUCACAUCAGAGAACCCAUACUGGGGAGAAACCAUAUGAAUGCCAUGACUGUGGAAAAUCCUUUAGCCAGAGUUCUGCCCUCAUUGUACACCAAAGAAUUCAUACUGGAGAGAAACCGUAUGAGUGUUGUCAGUGUGGGAAAGCCUUCAUUAGAAAGAAUGACCUUAUUAAGCAUCAGAGGGUUCAUGUUGGAGAUGAGACCUAUAAAUGUAAUCAGUGUGGAAUCAUCUUCAGCCAGAACUCUCCACUUAUAGUAUAUCAAAUAGCUCACACCGGAGAGCAGUUCCUAACAUGUAAUCAGUGUGGGACAACACUUGUUAAUACCCCUAAUGUUAUUAGAUACCAGACAAAUCUUAUUAGGGAAAAUGCAUAUUAAUGUCAUAAAGACAGACUACUUCCCAAAGAGCAAUAACUUUAUUUAGCACUUGAGAGCUUCUUUAGGAGAGAAGUUGCUUUCAGUCUUGUUCCUACACUUUUGUGCACUAGAGAAUUGGCCCUGGAGGGGGAAAAACACAAAAUUUUCACCUUAGUAUGUCAAAUUGUCUUCUUUCCCCAAAUUCCUACAAAAGUGAUUGGUCUGGGAGCAUUCAUGGACAAGCCUUAAAUGCUAAAAUCUGAGAAGGAACCAUUAGGUAGGUGAGUUGUUGAUAAGCAAUCCAGCUUUGUUUCCUUCAAAACAAAUGAGAGCACUACCUCUAAAAGACAAAUGAGAGCUGUUGCUGAGGAGAAUAAAAAAUGGAUAUAGUUGUGGUAACAAACAAUAGAAAAUGAUAUUCCAGUGAAUUAAUAUCCCAUUUUUCACUUGAUCAUCCCUCUCUCCUGGGACACUUUGUAGUUCAUUUAGUUUUAUGCAUCUGAUAUAAACCAUACUUUGGCUAGCAGCAGGGAAGAUCUUAUAAUGAAAAGUGGUGAAGGAAGAACUCGUUUACUACCAGUAGUACCCAGGUUAGAUAUAUUUGCUUGUGGGCAAGAACUGAAAACGUAUAUAUGGAUAAAUGAACAAAAUUGAUAAUGGAAUUAUGAAUAAGUUUUACAGUCUAGCUGGUGUCACUGUAACAAUUUGAAGACACUUUUAAAUAUUAAAAAAGUAUAUUGGUUUCUCUAUUCCACUAUUAGUGAAGCUUGAGAACCUCCUGCUAGCAAACUUUCCCAUCACUUCUAAGUGUGUGUGGAGCCUUAGAAUUAUGCUUCUUGGGACAAGCUGCCAAAGGCUCCAGGGAGCUUAAACACAAUGCUUCUCUGGAUGUUGGGACCUAAAAGAGUGGCAAACUUGGGCACACUAGAGAGGGUCUCCAUUUGAGCAGGAGUGGGUGCCUGGGCAAUACCUAGCACAAGUAUGCUCCUAAAGUAAACAGUGUUGCUCAAGGCAACCCUCCUUCCAAAGUAGUCUCAUAUCUUUGUGAAGAAAACAGUGGUCAAGAGUGUAUAUUUGAGCUGGACUUCCAAGUUGAAAUCCCAUCUCUGUCCAUCACUUGCUGUGUGACCUUGGGCAUGCUGCCUGGCCUCUCUGUGUGUGAAUUACAGAUGUCCUCCUCUGCAGAUUAGAGAUGACAUCACUUACCUCAUGGGAUUGUGGUGAGUAGUAAAUGAGUAACAUACAAACAGUGCAGAAUAUGCCUGACAUGUAUGAAGUGUUUCAUUACAUUAGCUGUGAUUAUUAAUAUUACUUUAUUGUCCCACUCAAGUGUCUCUCAUUUACUUUAAACCGACUCAAUUGCUGGCAAGAACUGUCUGAGUUCUCAUUUCCCUUCCAGUUACACAUGUCUUCCCUUUUACCCACAUUAGAACUUAUCACCCAAGGAAUCACUCACCCACAGUGGGUGUUUGGAUAUAUUUAUGAGGAUUAGUAAACAACUUUUAAUCUUGUGUGCAAAAGCAAUCUGUUUUAUACAGAGGCUUUCCCUUCAGGGAGAGGAUCCUAGUCUUCAUAUUUUCUGUUUAGUCCAUGACCCAAAAAAGAUUUAGAAAGAGAACCUGUUUUAAUUCUCUGUUUCAUUCUGGCUCUUGUGUGUGUGUAGGGGGCAGGGGUGGGAGAAGGGACUGACCAUCAUUUGCCAUUUUCUAGCAAAUAAUACGUAUUGGUAUAUAUGUUAGAUGCUCAAUGAUUGCUGAAUGAUAUACUAUUGAGAACAACAGGAUGAUGUCCUUGCUUUCUCUCCCAGGACAAAUCUAGAAAUGCUCCUUAGACUUGAGAGACCUGAGACUUGCAGGAGUGAGAGGUCACAGCUCAUUCCUCCUGGUGCAGUUGAGGAGAAGCAAGUUGGCCCAGCCCUCACAUUUUGAGAACCUCCUGGUGCCUAAGUUAUGGCUGAGUAACUCCUCAGUGAUUACACACCAUUCAUGUGUUUAAUGUAGUUCUACCAAAAAUGGUUUUCAUUACAAGCAGUGGUUCUCUGUGGGUGUAAAAGAAGAGCCCCUCAGCUGUGCCUCUUAGAAUUUCCAAUAACCCAUGGCUCAAUUUUCCUGAACUGUGUAGUGGAGAUACUGCUGGUAUCUACCUCUGAAGGUAGUUGUGUGGAUUAAGUGAAAUAAUGUGUAAAGUACUUGAAACAGUGCCUGGCACAUAGGAAGUACUGUAUGUGUUUAGCUAUUAAUAAUAAUAAUAAUGUUACUGUUAUUAACACCCUAAGGAAUGUAUGUCUGUAGAUGAUCACUGAAGCAUUACUUACAAUAGUGUAAAAUUUGCAAUAUUAAAAAUGGAUAAUAGAAAAGUUGUUAUUUAUAGACAUUAAAGUUUCACAAACAGAAAGUUUGAUAACAUGGAAAAUGUUGUGAUGUUAUGAAAAAAGCAUGAUAAAUAAUUGUCAAUAUAUGGAGUAAGCUCAGCUAUAUAAAAUAAAUGAAUUUCAAACAACUGAAAUGAAUCUCACUCAAAACUUUAAGGAGAUUUAUCAAAAGAUUAGUAGUAGUUAACCUACAUAUUGGGAGAAUUGG